This is a messenger RNA of Echinococcus granulosus, 294 nucleotides long. RefSeq names its product Serine/threonine-protein phosphatase 2B catalytic subunit gamma isoform. Gene Ontology annotation, molecular function: calmodulin-dependent protein phosphatase activity; calmodulin binding. Gene Ontology annotation, biological process: calcineurin-mediated signaling. Lineage: Eukaryota; Metazoa; Platyhelminthes; Cestoda; Cyclophyllidea; Taeniidae. Gene Ontology annotation, cellular component: calcineurin complex; cytoplasm. The record is from RefSeq and is a predicted model, not a curated record. The transcript is spliced from 3 exons. Bases 1 to 294 code for a protein of 97 amino acids.
AUGCUGCGCACUAAACUGACCUUACUUUACACCACCUCGUCUCGGCUGACCCGACUAGAUCCCAGAGAAUGUACCCCGCCGCCACCGACGCAAUUGCUGACAAUAGAUGAUAUCUUCCCCCGACUCGACGAGCCUCCACAGUUGGAGAUUCUACGGAGUCACCUUUUCGGCGAGGGACGUUUAACAGAGAAGGCGGCCCUGAAGAUCAUCGAGGAGACUGCGGCGAUUUUCAAGAGCGAGAACAACCUUAUUGAACUCGAGGCACCCAUUACUGUCGAUGUUGGUAACCCGUAG